AUGAACCUCUCCUUGCCGUCGUUUUCCUUUCCCAAGGCCCCACGAUUUCAAUCUCUUUCGCCAUCGCUUCCCCAGCUCGUCGCCUUCAAGACCUCCUUCCGAUGCCUUCGCGACCCCAGCCCGUCGCCUUCGCUCCGCCCGUUGCCCUCGCUUUCCACGCCUGUCGCCUUCACUUCCCCUCCCCCGUCGCCUUCUCUUUCCCCCGACCCCGUCGCGCUCAAUUCCCCCUCCCGUCGCUUUUCCCGCCCGUCGCCUUCGCUUCUCCCGAACGGCGCCUUCCCUCACGCUCUGCCCUCCACUCACUCUCUUCCCCAGCCUUCACUCUCUUCUCUCAUGUACACUUCCUUUCCCCCUGUUCUCACUCCUCUCUUUCCCCCUCGCCUCACUCUCUACCCCCCUGCUCAAUCCCUUCCCCCCUCGAUCUCUUUCCCCUACUCACGAUCUACCCCCCUGCUCAAUCCCUCCCCCCCUCAAUCUCUUUCCGCUGCUCACUCUCUCACUCUCUCCCCCCCUGCUCACUCUCUCCCCCCCUGCUCACUCUCUCCCCCCCUGCUCACUCUCUCCCCCUCUGCUCACUCUCUCCCCUCCUGCUCACUCUCUCCCCCCCCGCUCACUCUCUCCCCCCCUGCUCACUCUUUCCCCCUCUGCUCACUCUCUCCCCCUGGACUCACCCGCCUUUCCUCCCUGUUUACUCUCGAUUCCCCUUCGUUUAACCUUUUUUCCCCACACUACUCUUAUUUCCCCUGUUCAGACCCCUCGGUUUCCCCUGCUUACUGGCUUUCCCCCCUGCUCACCCCCUUCUCCCCCCUGCUCACCCCCUUCUCCCCCCUGCUCACUCUCUUUCCCCUUUUGCUCACCCCUCUGCCCCGUCCACAUCCAACCCUCGCUUAUCUGCCAUACCCCCUCUUCCCUUCCCGUUCUAUCACGGAACCAUGCUUGAACAGGUUACAGGUGCCCAGCACCAUGAGUCCCAACAGGAAUGUGAUGAAUGUGUUCCUGUAG
Molecule: messenger RNA, 1002 nt
Organism: Closterium sp. Yama58-4
Lineage: Eukaryota; Viridiplantae; Streptophyta; Zygnematophyceae; Desmidiales; Closteriaceae
Source: the annotation of a GenBank genome assembly